This is a messenger RNA of Sinocyclocheilus anshuiensis, 1613 nucleotides long. RefSeq names its product solute carrier family 35 member A3b (gene slc35a3b). Bases 54 to 1124 code for a protein of 356 amino acids. The transcript has 8 exons. The record is from RefSeq and is a predicted model, not a curated record. Gene Ontology annotation, cellular component: Golgi membrane. Lineage: Eukaryota; Metazoa; Chordata; Actinopteri; Cypriniformes; Cyprinidae. Gene Ontology annotation, molecular function: pyrimidine nucleotide-sugar transmembrane transporter activity. Gene Ontology annotation, biological process: pyrimidine nucleotide-sugar transmembrane transport.
AAAUACAGCUGCUCAAAAAGACUGAAUGCAAACUCAGCAAUGGCAGCGCUGUGAUGGUUUUAACUGGGACUAAACAGGGACGCUCGUCCCUGUCUCCUGUCUCUAAAUCACCUGUGAUGUCCAGUAUCUCCAUCUUGUCCACCUCAUUACAACUGAAGUAUGUUUCUCUGGGGGUGCUGGUACUGCAAACCACCUCCUUGGUGCUGACAAUGCGUUACUCGCGUACACUGCAGGCCGAAGGGCCGCGCUACCUGGCAUCAUCUGCUGUAGUGUGUGCUGAAGUUCUGAAGAUUGUUGCAUGCAUGCUGCUUGUCUUCAGAGACCACAGUUUCAGUGUUCGUGCACUGAAUCGGGUGUUGAAGGAGGAAAUAUUCAACAAGCCCCUGCUAACCCUGAAGUUGGCCAUUCCUUCAGGUAUCUACACCCUUCAGAACAACCUGCUCUAUGUGGCUCUGUCAAAUCUAGAUGCAGCUACCUACCAGGUUACGUAUCAGCUGAAAAUUCUUACUACAGCCCUGUUCUCCGUGUCCAUGUUGGGCAAAAGUCUCACCAUUUACCAGUGGCUCUCACUAGUCAUUCUGAUGACUGGAAUUGCACUUGUCCAGUGGCCAACUGAAGUUACAUCAAUCACUAAGCAGGAGGACCUGACUGCCAGCUCUCAGUUGAUGGGUCUGCUGGCUGUGCUUGUGGCCUGCUUCUCCAGCGGAUUUGCUGGCGUGUAUUUUGAAAAGAUCCUCAAAGAGAGCAAGCAGAGUGUCUGGGUCCGUAAUAUUCAGCUAGGUUUAUUUGGAUUGAUUUUUGGACUUGGGGGAGUGUUUGUGUAUGAUGGAGAAAGAGUGCGAGAGAAUGGACUCUUUCAAGGCUACAACGGUCUGACGUGUACUGUGGUGGCUCUUCAGGCUUUGGGUGGGUUAGUCAUUGCAGCUGUCAUCACAUAUGCAGAUAACAUCCUGAAGGGCUUUGCAACAUCCAUCUCAAUCAUUCUAUCCACCCUCAUUUCUUAUUUCUUGUUGGAAGAUUUUGACCCUACAAGUGUGUUUUUCCUGGGUGCCAUGCUGGUUAUCGCUGCUACGUUUCUCUACGGGUAUGAGAGCACACCUGCAGUCAGCCCUGCUAAAGUAUAGAAGACUGGACACAAGAUGAUAAACAACCCAAAUCAUCAGUGUCUGCUAAGAUGCUGUACUUCAGGACAAGUGAACCAGUGAUAUUGUAAGGAUGCUAUUAGAAAGUAGCACAGAAACAAACGCUCAACCAUCCAAAACUUGAAUUGUCUUCUUUAUCAUUUCAUGAUUAUCUGCACACUAACAUUAAAAAUGUAGAGUUAUGAAACCCAAAGUGCUUCAGACCUUUUAGAUUUUAGGACUGUUUGUUGCUUUUAGCAACAGGACUUUAAGGAAUUCAUUUGAAAAGUGUUUACAUAUCAUAAAGGGAUCUCUGUGACAGAGCCUUAUAAAUUCCAUUUGCUACAGUUUUCAUAUUUAUUUUCUGUGCCAUACAAUGGCGUAUUAACAAAAGGGAUUGUUUUACUUCUAUGUAUGCUUUGAGAAGCAUCAUUUUCUCAAAGCCAAUAACAAGUGUUUCUAAAAUGUCUUCCGGUCAAAGGCUGGUAAUAA